AUGGAGAAUUUCGUGAAGAUAGAAAAAAUCGGUGAAGGUACCUAUGGAGUAGUGUACAAGGGAAAACAUAAGAAAACUGGAGAAAUUGUUGCUAUGAAAAAGAUCCGUUUGGAAAGUGAUGAUGAGGGAAUGCCAUCAACAGCAAUUCGUGAAAUCUCUUUGCUCAAAGAAUUACCACAUCCCAACAUUGUUAGAUUGAUGGAUGUGCUAAUGGAAGAAACUAGAUUAUAUCUUAUUUUUGAGUAUCUUACCAUGGAUUUAAAGAAGUUUAUGGAUAGUUUGGGUAGUGGGAAGUUGAUGGAACCAAAAAUGGUCAAAUCUUAUUUAUACCAGAUUACACGUGCUAUUCUCUUCUGUCAUAAACGUAGAAUAUUACAUCGUGAUUUAAAGCCCCAGAAUUUAUUGAUUGACAAAUCAGGGGUGAUUAAGGUAGCUGAUUUUGGCCUUGGUAGAGCAUUUGGAAUACCAGUCAGAAUAUACACACAUGAAGUGGUUACUUUAUGGUACAGGGCUCCAGAAAUUCUUCUUGGUGCUAACAGAUACUCAUGUGCUAUUGAUAUCUGGAGCGUAGGUUGUAUAUUUGCUGAAAUGGCAACCAAAAAACCACUAUUUCAAGGAGAUAGUGAAAUUGAUCAAUUAUUUAGAAUAUUUCGGAUACUAAGAACACCUACUGAAGAGAUAUGGCCUGGUGUGACACAAUUGUCAGAUUAUAAAGCCACAUUUCCAAAUUGGAUAAGUAAUAAUUUGGAGUCACAAGUGAAAACGUUAGACGCGGAUGGACUCGACCUUCUGCAAUCAAUGCUUAUCUAUGAUCCUGUUCAUAGAAUAUCGGCACGAGCUGCCUUAAAACAUCCGUACUUCAAUGAUUUGGAUUUAUCAAAAUUGCCAUCAGCAUAA
Messenger RNA from Habropoda laboriosa, 897 nucleotides. RefSeq names its product cyclin-dependent kinase 1 (gene Cdk1). The record is from RefSeq and is a predicted model, not a curated record. The transcript is spliced from 4 exons. Gene Ontology annotation, molecular function: cyclin-dependent protein serine/threonine kinase activity; ATP binding; RNA polymerase II CTD heptapeptide repeat kinase activity. Gene Ontology annotation, biological process: protein phosphorylation; mitotic G2 DNA damage checkpoint signaling; G2/M transition of mitotic cell cycle. Bases 1 to 897 code for a protein of 298 amino acids. NCBI's taxonomy places the organism in Eukaryota, Metazoa, Arthropoda, Insecta, Hymenoptera, Apidae. Gene Ontology annotation, cellular component: nucleus.